This is a messenger RNA of Candida dubliniensis CD36, 2622 nucleotides long. It is a transcript of the gene MSH2, whose product is annotated as mismatch repair ATPase. Gene Ontology annotation, molecular function: mismatched DNA binding; ATP binding; ATP-dependent DNA damage sensor activity. Gene Ontology annotation, biological process: mismatch repair; mitotic recombination. The coding region runs from base 1 to 2622 and encodes 873 amino acids. The transcript has a single exon. NCBI's taxonomy places the organism in Eukaryota, Fungi, Ascomycota, Pichiomycetes, Serinales, Debaryomycetaceae. The record is from RefSeq and is a predicted model, not a curated record. Gene Ontology annotation, cellular component: nucleus; MutSalpha complex.
AUGUCUAGUACCAAAAUAGAUCUCAAGUUCAGUGACUUGGCUGACGAAAGACUGUAUUUCAAGAAAUACGCACAACUUCCACCAAAGGAAAGCACCACAAUUAGAUUUAUUGACCACAACAACCAUGACUAUUUUACUGCCCUUGGAUCUGAUGCCGAUUUGAUUGCUGAGAAAAUCUACAGAACACAAUCUGUGAUUAAACACCACAACCAGACAAAGUAUGUGACCAUUUCACCCCAAAACUUUAAGGAGCUGUUGAAUUAUUGUUUGCAAAAUCAUCUUAAAGUAGAAGUUUAUCAUAGCAAAACCUUCCAGUUGAUCUCGUCUGGUACCGCAGGAAACUUGGAUAGUCUUUCCGAAGAAUUCGACAUUGAUUUUGAUUUCAAGGAUGGCUCGAGCUCAUCCAUAGCUGCAAUCAAGCUUGGAAGUAAAGUAGGUGUUUGUGUGAUUGCCGAUUCCAUCGUGCACUUGUCUGAAUUCGAGGACAACGAGUUGUACUCAAACUUAGAAAGUUUGUUGAUCCAAUUAGGCGUCAAGGAAGUUGUUAUCCCAGCAAAUGUCGACAACAAGAAGUUUUUCCAAAUGUUGGAGAAAAUAAACGAUUUGGUGGUUAGUGCAGCAAAGUCGUUCCCCAAAGACAACGAACAGGAUAUAAGUAAAUUGUUGGAUACUGAGAAUUUAGAAUUAACGUUAGCUGCAAAAGGCAUAAACUCACUUGACUAUUCAUCGGCUUUGUCAUGUUGCGGCGCUUUAAUCGCCUACUUGGAUUUAUUGAACGGCGACAAAACUUUUGAAAUUAACAAAUACAAUUUAUCGACUUUUAUGAAAUUGGACUCAUCCACCAUGAAAGCGUUGAACAUUUUGCCAAAUGGGACACAGCGGGCCAUCACAUCUAUUUUUGAGUUGUUCAAAUGCAAAACUUUGGCUGGCUCCAGAUUGUUAGCACAGUGGUUGAAACAACCGUUGAUUGACUUGCCAUUGAUCGAGGAGCGUCAAGAAUUGGUAAAGUCGAUGAUCGAUGACACUAGUUUGAGAGUUGAGACUCAGGAGUUCUUGUCAAAGGUACCAGAUAUCAAUCGAUUACUUAAAAAAGUGAGUCUUGGUGUUAAACGAUCCGGCGCUGAAAACAAAAAAUUGAAUGAAGUGGUCAAUUUGUACCAGUUGGUACUGUUGCUCCCCAACUUGACAGAAAUCUUAACUGUCGACUAUUACGCGAAGCCACUUAAAAAGGAUGAACAAGCUUUAUCCAAGUUUUGUGAGUUGGUCGAAACCACCAUCGACCUUGAUACACUGUUUGAUAAGGAUUACAAAAUAAAGCCAGAUUUUGAUCCAUCUUUGUCGGAAAUUUCCAACACCAUGGAAGCAGCAUUCAAGGCUAUAAACGAUCUUUACUUGGAAGCUGGCGAUGAUUUGAAUCUUGACACCGCGAGCAACAAAUUAAAGUUAGAGCAACAUCAAACCCAUGGGUGGUGCAUGAGAGUAACUAGAAAUGAUUCAAGGGUUUUAAGAGGUAAAUCCCAAUACAAGGAACUUCAAACAGUAAAGUCGGGUGUUUUCUUUACAACCAUCGAGAUGAAGAGACUUUCGCAAGAGUACGCCAAGGCCUACGACGAGUACAAUGUCAAGCAAUCCGAAGUUAUCAAAGAGAUCUUGUCUCUCACCUUAACAUAUGAACCAGUUCUCCAAUCACUUUCUUCAACUUUGGCCCACUUGGAUGUCAUUACUAGUUUUGCCACCACUGCUAUGCUCAAUUCAUACACACAACCCAAAUUGUUCCCCUUUGAGUCUGCUCGUAAGAUAAAUUUGAUAGAGUCGAGACACCCCCUUCUCGAAGUUCAGGAUGAUGUAAACUUUAUUUCCAACGACGUGAAAAUGGGUGACAAGCACUUUGCCAUAAUCACAGGGCCAAACAUGGGAGGUAAAUCUACAUAUAUUAGACAAAUCGGUACCAUUGCCUUGAUGGCACAAGUUGGGUCAUUUGUACCUGCCAACGAGGGGGCAGAACUACCAAUUUUCGAUGCUAUAUUAUCACGUGUGGGUGCCGGUGACUCACAAUUGAAAGGUUUAUCCACAUUUAUGAUUGAAAUGUUGGAGACUUCGUCGAUCUUAGCCACUGCCACUGCUAACUCAUUGAUUAUAAUUGACGAGUUGGGUCGAGGAACGUCCACUUACGACGGAUUCGGCUUGGCAUGGGCAAUAUCUGAAGAGUUGAUCAAAAGAAAAUGUUUUGCAGUUUUCGCAACCCAUUUCCAUGAACUAAGCCAGUUAUCAGAAAAGUACGAUGGCGUUGAAAAUUUGAAUUUAAUGGCUGAACAGACAAAUGAAGACAUCACAUUGAUUUAUAAGGUCGGACCGGGUAUUUCAAAUACUUCGUUUGGUAUUUCUGUGGCCGAGAAGUUACAUAUGCCAGAGAAGAUUAUCAACAUGGCUAAAAGAAAAGUUGAGGAGUUAAGUGAAGAGCCACCAAUUAAAAAGCAAUGCUCUGAAAUUGAAAUCAGAGAAGGGAUGAGCAGAUUACGAGAAAUCCUAAAAGAAUGGAGAAACAAUCCGGAAAUUAACAUAGCAGAGUCCUUAUCUAAGGAGCCCAACAAGUUUAUAAAUUAUAUAGUUGACACUUUAUAG